GGUAAGGUGAAGUGAGGUUGGGGGAAAACAUACUAUAUACUUAUACACGAGCACCGUGGCCUGCUCAGAUAGUACGUAGACACUGCCGACGAAGGUUCGCUUACAUGAACCGAACAUUACCGAACUUUAACGAACUUCACCGAAGAAGGAAACGUAAAUAGUGAAAGAUAUUAUCAUCUCAAAUAAUUCGUGCAUAGAACUUAAAGAAAAUGGAUACGGCUUGUGGAGAAUUUAACCCAGCUUUGGACAACCGUGACAAAUAUACGGAAUCAAUAGACCUGUCCAACAAGUGUCGCGAGUUUUACAGAUGGAGGAUGGAAAACAUGGAGAAGUCUAAACAACGACUGUCCCCGACUCUCCGACCCGGACACAAGACAAAGAAAUCCUCCAUAGACGUUGCCAUGGCAAAAUUGGGCACAGAAAUGACAUCACUAAUGGACCAGGACAUGUCGCUAAUGAAGCAGCUGCUGAUGCUGAACGAAGCUAUCGAGGAGUUGAAGUUUCAUCGUCGCUAUAGCAACAGCUCUCUCCCCGACAGUUCCUGCGACCUGGUCAGUGAUUCAGACGACGAAUCGGUAUCCGAAACAGACAUGUUCGUGUCGGAGGACGAUUUAGUAAAAAUGUGCAACAACUGUCACCUUGGAAACGUGUUAACAAACUCCGUAUCUACGUCAUGUGACAAUAACAUCAAUCAUGUGACAACAAAACAGAGCAACAUCAUUCAGAGUAAAAAUUUCUUGGACAAAUCUUCUCGCGAGGAACAAAAUGUUUCGUACGACUCUGGGUUCGAGUCUAGCUAUGUGUCGUCAUGAAACUACGGUCACGUGACAGUUAUUUUCCUCAAGACACAAUGGUGCUAAUAUUUUCUACAAACACGUGCAUGCACGACAAGGGAUACAUUUUACAGUUUCCUGAUUUACAACGAUGGCGGGUGCCAGACGACAGAUGUUUACAGUGUACAGCAUCCUUUGUGUCCGUGCCGCACUAAUGUUGCUCGUCCGAAACCACCGAUCCUGAGAUUGUCUUAAAAUUGAUAACGUACAUAUUGGCAAGAUAGUUUUACUUAAUUUUGGCGUUUUUAAAAAAGGUAACAGCAUACAUAUGUAAAUUACUUUUGAAAUGGAACAUUGGGAGCAUUGAUAACGUCUGCUCUGAUAACCUCAGGUUCCUGGACGUACGGACGAUCAAUUGUAGAUGCGGUGCGGACGUUCAUUAUACAUUCCGACCGGCUGAUUCUGUCAGUUACUUUAUCAUUAGACAUAUUGUAUAUGUAGUAGUGCUGUGGUACCUGUCCACGUUAGGUGAGGUUUUACCUCCAACCAUUGGUUAACUCCAACCCCGACGGUAUCCACUGUGUGGAUAGACAUAUUGUGAGUAACAUACCCUGUCGUUACAGGGUGCCGUUUCCCCGGAGGACGGGGGACAACGGUCCCGGAGGACGGGGCGCCACGACCCUAAAGAGGGACCGUGAACUCGUAUUGAGUACCAAACAACCCCUAUAUACCGGGCAGAAACUCGUACGGAGAACAAUGAGCCAAUACUAUAUAUUUGAAGCUCGUACUCCGAGUAAAAAACACAUUACUCGUUGGUAAAAUAUUUUAGAGACGAUUAACAGCAGAUAAGUUACACUCGCACGAGUAAAAAAUGGGUCCAAAACUCACAUGAGUAACAAAUCGGUAAGAAACUCGUGCGACUAGCAGGUAUCUUUAAAACUCACGAGAUCAACAGAUGAUUCAGAAACACACAUGAGUCACAAACUUGUACGAGAAAUAGAAGCGUCAGAAAAUCGCAACUGAGAAUCUGAAUGAAAAAACAGUGUGGCAUUUGAAUAAGAUCUCGUGAGCCUAGCACACUUGUCGGAAGAAUACGACAUAACGUUUCUGGCAAAACAUAAUCCCGGAAGUGUCUUUCUGGUCGUGUCUGUUGUUUCAAAAGCCCGUAUUAGCAUGAUCAUUUGGUGGUGUUCUCAUGAACGCUUGUCUUUACGGGCUUUUGUUAUUCAAGAUAUGACCCGGAUGUGUGCUGGGGACAUCUAGGUUUCGAAGAAGCUUCGAAAACCUGGAACCAAACAAAACGUUUCGAACAAUUUCGGAUCAGAUCUAUUUAGGAUGGAUAUUCGCGUUUGAUAGUGACGUACUCAAUUUCGUAUUAAAGUACAAGUUAUUAUAUCCAAAGUUGAAAAAAAUAAUUUGAUGUCACAUAUUGUUAAGAAUUCAAUAAUAUACAAAAUAUAACGUGUUUAACGCCUUUCCCUGACGUACUCCAUCCUAGAUGAUCUGUGGUAAGGCGUUAGAACAGAGACCUCUCCUCUCUAACGCAUAAGUAACAUUUAACCACAAAAGUGUGAUUAACACAAAAAAGAAAGGAUUUUUCUUUACUUAAGAUAAAUUUGAAUGAGAAAAAAGAAUGCAGUUAAUAUUUAAUCAAUUGGUGAUUUGAGGAAUCAUAGAGUAAGUCUUUCCCCCUCUCCCCUUCCUCUUUUCUAAGAACCGUGAUCCAGAAAACGGAUGGUUAAAAUUUUAUAAUUAAUAUCUUAACUGAUAUUAGCUGUUUUGUUUAAUUCAUAAUAGUUUAUUACAUAUUUGAGAAAAUUACGUAUUGAGAAGGGGAAAUGGUUUCAUUAUAUUUUGUUUUCUGAAUUUGAACAAAAUAUUCAAUGUAAUGUACUGUUUUUCUGUGCAAUCUUAAAUGGAUUUGUCAUUCUUUUCUCUCAACAAAUGUUGUAGUUUCAUAUCUAUUUCAGGUAAUUGAUAAGGCGCUAUACAAAUGUUGUAGAUAAUAUCGGAUUUUUGGUUUGCGCUGUCAUUGAUUUUGUAAUCAUCAUGGUGAUGUCGUUGUCCUUUUGUUUAGUAAUAAUAGAAUUUGGGAAAAAAUGGAGUAAAUCAGUAAUUUCAGUCUCUGAAAAAACGGGGUUUUCAUGUAAAAUUCAAAUUUCAUAAGCUGACAUUUACUUAUAGAAUUUUUCGGUCGACAAAAGCUUCUUAAAUAACUAAUUAGUUAAACGGGACUGUUUUAUAUUGAGUGCUCGUUUUCAGAGAUUGUAUUAUUCGGUCUAGACGGAGACGUAUACAACCGCAGUAGUUUAUACGUCUCUGGCCUAGGGUGGCGAUUGACAAAAGUGUCUCCUAUAACCGGAAAUAAUAAUAAAUAUUGAUGCAUAAAAUAAGUGCAAAAAGGAGAGAGAAUAAAAGAGGGGUGAUGAUGGGAGAAAAAAACAAAAAGACAAUUUCGGAUAAAGAGGGAGAGAGAAAAUGGUGGUUGAGGUUGGUUGGUGGGGUGGGAGUGAUGCUGGGAGGGGAAACAGGAAGAGUUAUGAUUAAUAUGGGGAGGGAGAAUGGGGUUGGGGGGUAGGGGGGUUCUGGUGGGAUGAGGGAGGGGAAUGGGAACAGGGAAAGUUUGAAUAAAGAUUGAGAGAAAAUUGGCGCGGGGUGGGGGUGAUGACGGGAGAAGAUACAGUAAAAAUUCAGAUAAAUAUGGAGAGAGAGAAUGGUGGGGUGGGGGUGAAGGUAGGAGUUAUCCGACCGGAAUUAUAAAAGUGCUAUACUUUACCAUACUCAAUGCUAAUUAUAUAUCAAUAAGUUAUUAAUGUUGUGCUUAUUACUGCCGAUCUAUAUUCUAUAUGUGAUUCAGUUUGAAGAAACUUUUAUCUUUUGGAACAAAAUAAAGCAAAAUUACUUA
Molecule: messenger RNA, 3678 nt
Organism: Mizuhopecten yessoensis (Yesso scallop)
Lineage: Eukaryota; Metazoa; Mollusca; Bivalvia; Pectinida; Pectinidae
Exons: 2
Coding region: 210-812 (200 amino acids)
Source: RefSeq, a predicted model, not a curated record